AUGCCUGCUUCGCAACCCAAGCGCGUGUGCCAAAUUGUCAAACUUAAGCCCGAAUCGGAGGCCGAAUACAAGCAGGUGCACGCAGCAGUCUGGCCGGGCGUUCUCGCAGCCAUCGAGCGUGCGCAUAUAGUCGACUACUCGAUUCACUACUACUCCCCUCUCCACCUGCUCAUCGCCAACUUCAAGUAUGUCGGCAACGACUAUGAGAAAGACAUGAAGAGCGUCGCGGACGAUCCGGAUACUCAGCGCUGGUGGAAACUGACGGAUGGCAUGCAGGAAAGCUUCAUCGAGGGUGCAACAGGUAGUGGGAAGGACAUUCCUUGGUGGCAGGAAUUGGAAGAGGUCUUUAGAUUCGAAGGACAGCGCUAUUCGUCCAGCGAUUGA
Messenger RNA from Heterobasidion irregulare TC 32-1, 384 nucleotides. RefSeq lists its product as uncharacterized. Gene Ontology annotation, molecular function: racemase and epimerase activity, acting on carbohydrates and derivatives. Bases 1 to 384 code for a protein of 127 amino acids. NCBI's taxonomy places the organism in Eukaryota, Fungi, Basidiomycota, Agaricomycetes, Russulales, Bondarzewiaceae. The record is from RefSeq and is a predicted model, not a curated record. The transcript is spliced from 3 exons.